AUGGGGCUUCCGAUGUACCGUGAACCCUCCCCUGCAGGGCCCAAGAGUGCGCUCAAGAGCGACCCUUCCGCCCAUGCCCGCUCCUCCAUCCGUCGCCAGGGUGCCAUCCGCCAUCGUCUGCCGCGCACCACUGGAGGCAGCGUCCCUUUUCGCUCGUCCCUGCCUCGCCAGCUGUCCGAAGAGAUCCAGCGCGAGAUCGAGCGUGAAUCCCAGAGCUCCAGGCGCCAGACACGGUCGCCAGAUAACGCCGCCCUCCUCGACGUGGCCGGUGGCGGUUCGCUCCUGUCGGAUUUUGCCAGACGCGAAGCAGGCCACCGUAUACUGCGGGAUGCUUUGCGCCACAGCCAGCCGGGUAGACGCCUGAGAAUCCCGCGAGAGUCGACUCUGCGCUUUGAGGUGUCCAGUCCGCCGUGGUCCACGAGCGACUCGCUGAACCGCUCCUCUUCCGGGGAAGAUGCGAGCAAUCGCCAAACGUCGGAGAACCUCCCGUUUACUCCGCGGUUUGCACCCGCCUUCGCGUAUCACAGCGAGAUCUCGUCGCAGCCGCAUGCAGACGUGGCCUCUCUCUCCCCGUUUCCUCGACCAGACGCGCCGUCGGGCGAAGACACUUCAGGGCCCCAGAUUCGCUUGUUGCGACGAGUCGGGAACCGAUCUGUGAGCGAGGCCAACCAGAGCGCGGCGUCGCGUCGCCCGACCAUUGACGGCCUGGGGGACCGCCAGCGGAGCAUCAGCCCGGAAGACGACCCUUUGAACGACACGUGGGAGACGCUUCUCACCACAAUCACCCCCGACGUGCAUCUUCCCAGCGCCGAUUCCUCCUUCACAUCGACGGCCGCUUCAGCUUCGAGCAACCAGGCGCGGAGUAGCAGCUCAACCCGCUCAGGUAAUACGUCGCUGGCGCAGGCAACAUCUCUGGGUCCGUCCACGACGAUGCAUAUGAUCCUGGACCCUUACCCGGAGUUCUUCAACCCAUGCGAUUUCCCCGAGUUUUCUUCCGACUCCGACACCGAGGCAGAAUCCGAUCUAGACCCUCGCUCGUCGGCCGCCCAACGACGCAAUCGGGCGCGUUCCCGUCUACUCCGGUAUGCGUCCACGGUUGGGUCUACUCAAGACAACCAACCACCCAUCUCUAUACUCGCACGACGCACCACACUUCCUUCCAUCUCUUCUUUGCUCUCUCACGAUCCAGCCUCGGACCUUGACCUGCAGCAGAUGCAGGCCAUUGUCGAUCGGCUUGCCCGCAGGGAGGAUAUUCCCGAGGAGUGGUGGGCGGCAGCUGGUUUAUCUCGCACCGUGGGCCGCAGGCUCGGCGCAGGUGAGGAUUCUUCGAACCAGACUAGCGAGAAUAAUUCCAGCAACCAGGCCGGUGAAUCACCAUAA
Molecule: messenger RNA, 1380 nt
Organism: Rasamsonia emersonii CBS 393.64
Lineage: Eukaryota; Fungi; Ascomycota; Eurotiomycetes; Eurotiales; Trichocomaceae
Exons: 2
Coding region: 1-1380 (459 amino acids)
Source: RefSeq, a predicted model, not a curated record